UGUCGGGAAAGGCAAUUAACAUGAUCGAAUGGUGAGCUGCUACUUAAACCGACUUGCCGAACCAGUUUCUGCAAAAUCGCUAUCCAGUUCGGAAUUCUCAGUGUGUUUGAAUGGGAGAAGCCGACGAUUCGAGAGUGCUCAUGGAACGUAACCAAGAACAAGACAAGGGGAAUCUCCAUAUACUAAUGUCUCCCAAAAUUCCAAAGGUGGUGAAACCGAUCAGUACUGCAGCCGGAUGUGAGAAUGUUAAGCGGCCUCGAGGGAGGCCGGAAGGGUCCAAAAACAAACCGAAACCGCCCAUCAUCCUCCCUCGUGACAAUGCUAAUGCAAUAAGAGCUCAUGCAAUGGAGGUUAGCUCGGGUUGUGAUGUAAAGGAGAGUUUAGCUAACUUUGCUAGGAAAAAGCAGCGUGGCAUUUGUGUGCUUAGUGGGAGGGGAUGUGUGACCAAUGUUACACUUAGACAACCGGCUUCAUCGGGCGUGAUCUUUACUCUUCACGGCUGCUGCGAGAUCCUCUCUUUGCUUGGAUCGAUCCUGCCACCUCCAGCCCCGCCUGGGAUUACGGGGCUAACAAUUUACUUGGCAGGCGCUCAGGGCCAGGUUGCUGGCGGAGUAGUAGUUGGUGCACUCAUUGCUUCCGGUCCCGUUCUCAUCAUGGCUGCAUCCUUCAUGAAUGCCACCUUUGAUCGUCUACCACUGGACGAGGACGAAGUUGCAGCAGCUAUGCAGAAUCAAUAUGACCAUCGCAAUGGUCCGCAUCAUCAGCUUGACAUUUCAGAUUACGGGAUGCUGCAAAACUUGAUCACCAGUGGCACUAAACCUCCCGAGAUGUACUCUUGGGCACCGGGACGAACUAUGUCCAAAUAAUCCUCAUUUAGUGUUAUUUACUGAGUUUUUCUCAUUGCAGUAUCUUCAC
Messenger RNA from Hibiscus syriacus, 915 nucleotides. RefSeq names its product AT-hook motif nuclear-localized protein 16-like. Gene Ontology annotation, cellular component: nucleus. The transcript is spliced from 2 exons. Gene Ontology annotation, biological process: vegetative to reproductive phase transition of meristem. Bases 111 to 866 code for a protein of 251 amino acids. Gene Ontology annotation, molecular function: DNA-binding transcription factor activity; minor groove of adenine-thymine-rich DNA binding. Lineage: Eukaryota; Viridiplantae; Streptophyta; Magnoliopsida; Malvales; Malvaceae. The record is from RefSeq and is a predicted model, not a curated record.